This is a messenger RNA of Cuscuta europaea, 1489 nucleotides long. The record is from the annotation of a GenBank genome assembly. Lineage: Eukaryota; Viridiplantae; Streptophyta; Magnoliopsida; Solanales; Convolvulaceae.
AGAAAAGUUGUAUCAUUUGAGUGAAGAGAGAAAAUUAAAGCUAGGAAAAGAAGAGUUCAGAUUGGUAUAAACGUAAGGAAGAGGCCGGUGCAGUGAGGAUAUGGCAGCUCAUGCAAAAAGCAGUAGCCCUUUUAACAAAUUGGCAGGUUUUAUUACUAUAUUGUGUGUGGGGAUAUGCCGCAGCGUGGAGGUUCCAACUACCAUCAUUGAGAGUGCGGUGAGUAAAGGGGCUGUUUGUCUGGACGGAAGCCCCCCAGCAUACCAUCUGAAAGCGGGCAGUGGCGAAGGUGCAAAGAGUUGGCUGGUUUACCUGCAAGGGGCAGGCUGGUGCUUGAACAGCAGCGGCAUAUAUCACACAAAAGAUGAUAACAGUACUGUUCAGAGUUGUGCAGAACGGUCACGUGGCGCCCUUGGUUCUUCCCACGCCAUGAAGUCUUGGGAGUUCAACGAGUUAUUUGACGAUCACCCCAAUGUAAGUUACUUCCAUAACUGGAAUAGAGUCGUCGUGAGGUACUGCGAUGGUGGGUCAUUUGCGGGGGAUGCGGACAAACCCGACCCGGUUACUAACCUGUACUACAGAGGAGCAAGGAUCUUCCGAGCUGUGGUGAAGGAGCUGAUGAGGGCAGAAGGGAUGAGAAAGGGCAGCAACAUUCUUUUGGCGGGGGGAUUGGGAGUGAUGAUACACUGCGAUCGCUUUGUGCGCCUCUUCUACAAGCACAAUGUGAGGGUGAAGUGCCUGGCUGAUAGUUCACUCUUUCUCCGCGUCCAGGAUCCCUUGAGAGCAAAGUUCUUCGACACGGUUUUCAGCACGGUCGUCGCGCUGCACCAUCCACACAAGGCGCUGCCCUCCAAGUGCACCAAGUCCUCAAGCGCGGUGGACUGUUUCUUCCCCAAGACUCUGCUCAAUUAUAUCAAGUCCCCAAUCUUCAUUCUGAAUCCUGCGUUUGAUUCCUUUCAGAUGUAAUGCACGUUCGGGGAGGACUUGUACGAGCAAGUUAAAAACCACACGGUUAGCAAAAGUGAUAUGGCUUUGCUCCAAGACUUCAGGCACCAGAUCAUUGGAGCAUUGCCCCCUGCCGGCCACCGCAAGCGACACCAAUGCAAGAACGGGUAUUUGAUUACGUCCAUCUACGGCCACAGCCUGGGAACAUCUUCUCCACAAGGUUACAAAGGGCCCAUGUUCGCCGACAGGAAUUCUGAACCUUUCGGAAGCGCGCUAUUGGAUUGGUUCUUCGACCGAUCACCUCAUGUGCCGCUCCUCCUCAUAGACCCUGCCGAUCAACCCUUCUAUCAACCCUAUCCGGCCUGCUAGCUGACGAUCGAGCUCGAUCAUUUUAUUUCUUAGUUGUGCGCAGCUUUUUUUUCAAGUAAUUUAAAAGAAUGCCGCUUCAUGUUUCUUUUUUUACUAGUAUUAUUAUUACUAAGGUAGUAAGGUGGGUUUGAUGCACCAAAUUCACCAAAGCCCCUAUCAUAUUUGUUGGAGUUCAAG